CGACGAACCAUGACCACCACCAACAAUCAUCAGUCGGCCAGCGCGCCACGGGAUCCCAGACCAAUCUUCUUCUUCGACAUUGACAAUUGCGUACGAUCUCCCUUCUCAACAUCCCCAUGGGUUCACGUUGACUGACCGCCGUCCCCACUCAAUGACUGCAGCUGUACUCCCGAGGUAUACAACACCGAAAUCUCAACUCCACCAUUCCACGAAAGUAAACCGAAACCAACUAACCGGGCCCCGCGAUCUGCGCGCGCACAGAAUGCAACAUUCACGAUGAGAUGCAAAAGCUGAUCAGUGAGUUGCACCCAUAACUACAACUACAACACCGACAACCAACAACCAACAACCACAACCACAACCCGAACCCCCACGCUCAACCACUCACUGUACUGUACACCUCACUAACCGAAACUCCAAUCUCCUUUGCACAACAGACGCCUUUUUCAUCAAGCACCUCUCCCUCAGCACCGAAGAUGCGCACCACCUGCACAUGAAAUACUACAAGGAGUACGGGCUGGCGAUCGAGGGGCUCACGCGGCACCACAAGAUCGACCCGCUCGCCUUCAACCGCGAGGUCGACGACGCGCUGCCGCUGGACGAGAUCCUGAAGCCCAACCCGCAGCUGCGCCGGCUGCUCGAGGACAUCGACCGGAGCCAGGUGCGGCUGUGGCUGCUGACGAACGCCUACGUCACGCACGCCAAGCGCGUCGUCCGGCUGCUCGAGGUCGACGACCUGUUCGAGGGCGUCACGUACUGCGACUACUCGCAGACACCCCUGGUGUGCAAGCCCAGCCAGGUGAUGUACGACAAGGCCGAGCGGGAGGCCGGGGCGUCGAGUUCGGGGGAAUGUUAUUUUGUCGAUGAUUCCGGCUCAAAUUGCAAACACGCGGCGGAGCGCGGCUGGGCUGUGGCCCAUCUCGUCGAGCCGGGCGUCCCCGCCCCUCCCGAGCCGGCUUCCCAGUUCCAGAUCUCCAGCCUUGAGGAGUUGAGGACUUGUUUCCCUCACUUGUUCAAGUCGCGGGCCUGAGCCCUUUUUCUCGUGAUUGUAUAGAAGCAUUCCUUCUUUCUCUUUUCGCGUAUAGCAUAGACUUUUCGUAUAAUUACACGGCCCACGGGCCUUGAAGACGCUAUGAAGUAUACGAGUGAUGCUGUUUUAUAUCAGAUUCCUGGGUGC
Aspergillus fijiensis CBS 313.89 is the source of this 1177-nucleotide messenger RNA. Its product is annotated as putative pyrimidine 5'-nucleotidase. NCBI's taxonomy places the organism in Eukaryota, Fungi, Ascomycota, Eurotiomycetes, Eurotiales, Aspergillaceae. Bases 494 to 1030 code for a protein of 178 amino acids. The record is from RefSeq and is a predicted model, not a curated record. Gene Ontology annotation, biological process: pyrimidine nucleobase metabolic process; nucleotide catabolic process. Gene Ontology annotation, molecular function: nucleotidase activity. The transcript has 2 exons.